CGAGCGAACGAUGGGGUAAGCGCUCGUGGGAAGCCAAAUUGGACUUGGAAGUGCUCUCCGUUCGAUACCGACAAGGAGGAAAAGGAGGAGAAGUGAGGAAGCGAUUUUCUGGGGCGGUUGUCGAGGUGGAACCCUAUGGCCGCCGCGGCGCUCUCCUCUCCUUCCUUCUUCGCCUCUGCUCCCGGUCCAAAGAUUACGAGAAGCAUCCCGCCCUCCACCGCCUCAGCUUUCGUAUCUAACCCCAUCUCCGGGUCCGGUUCUGCUUCCGUUCGUUAUAGUCGUGGAUAUUUUUCUAGGAGGUUGCAUCAGGUAAAGGCCACGACUUUGCAAGAGAAAGAUGAAAAGGUGACCGUGGAGGAGGCUUUCCCUGUGAAGACGGGAGCUGCUGGUACCAGUUCGUCAACCGGUGAAGCUUCUGUUGUGGCACCAUGGAAUGUUAAGCUUGAGCAGACCAUUAAUAUUUUUCUAACCGAUACAACAAUCAGGAUACUUGAUACAUUUUACCAUGAUCGUCACUAUGCACGAUUCUUUGUCUUGGAAACCAUAGCUAGAGUCCCCUACUUCGCUUUUAUAUCUGUAUUGCACAUGUAUGAGAGCUUUGGUUGGUGGAGAAGAUCUGAUUAUCUGAAAGUACAUUUUGCUCAAAGCUGGAAUGAGUUUCACCAUCUACUUAUCAUGGAGGAACUAGGGGGUAAUGCUUUCUGGUUAGAUCGUCUUCUUGCUCAGUUUGUUGCAUUCUUUUACUACUUCAUGACAGUUGGAAUGUACAUCAUGAGCCCCAGAAUGGCAUACCAUUUUUCAGAAUGUGUUGAGCGACAUGCAUACUCCACUUAUGACAAGUUUAUAAAGCUCCAUGAAGAAGAGUUAAAGAAGUUCCCUGCCCCAGAGGCAGCUAUCAAUUACUACAUGAAUGAGGAUUUGUACUUGUUUGACGAAUUCCAAACUGCUAGAACUCCUAAAUCUAGGAGGCCGAGGAUAGAAAAUCUUUAUGAUGUUUUCAUGAACAUUCGUGACGAUGAGGCCGAGCAUUGCAAAACGAUGGCAACCUGCCAAACCCAUGGAAAUCUGCGCUCCCCUCACUCGGAUCCGAAACCUAUGGAGGAUGCUUCUGAAUGCACGGUCUCGGAGGAAGCCGGCUGUGAAGGUAUCGUGGAUUGUGUUACGAAGUCCUUGACAUCAAGGAGACCAUAAAAAUUUUGAUGUGUAUAGGUUUAAUAUAGUAAAAUAUGGUGUUAAAUGAAGCCAUCUGCUGUUCUCCAUGGAUGUCUUAACUUGUGUAAAGCAUAAUGAAAACAAGCGAUGCAGCUCAGCUUUCUUCACAUGCAGUCUAUAAUUUGUAUUUGGCCAAUGAACUUUUAGUACAAACCAGGAUGUAAUAAUGCCUUUGGGUACUUUGGGCUUAUGCCUAUUCACAAGUAUGAUCUGAUUCUGAUUCUAUUGCAUAAAGCUAUGUUUGAGAA
Messenger RNA from Musa acuminata AAA Group (dessert banana), 1460 nucleotides. Its product is annotated as ubiquinol oxidase 4, chloroplastic/chromoplastic-like. The transcript is spliced from 9 exons. Gene Ontology annotation, biological process: alternative respiration; carotenoid biosynthetic process. NCBI's taxonomy places the organism in Eukaryota, Viridiplantae, Streptophyta, Magnoliopsida, Zingiberales, Musaceae. Gene Ontology annotation, molecular function: alternative oxidase activity. Bases 136 to 1191 code for a protein of 351 amino acids. The record is from RefSeq and is a predicted model, not a curated record. Gene Ontology annotation, cellular component: mitochondrion; thylakoid.